Molecule: messenger RNA, 3171 nt
Organism: Esox lucius (northern pike)
Lineage: Eukaryota; Metazoa; Chordata; Actinopteri; Esociformes; Esocidae
Gene: slc49a4
Product: solute carrier family 49 member 4
Biological process (GO): transmembrane transport
Cellular component (GO): membrane; intracellular membrane-bounded organelle
Molecular function (GO): transmembrane transporter activity
Source: RefSeq, a predicted model, not a curated record
AUGGGUGCUGUACCGAGCACCGAGGGCGAAAGGGAACCUCUUAUUGUUCCUCCUAACCCCGAGACGAGCGUUCAGCCAGUUUACAGCCGGGUUUAUGGGAGAAGAUGGCUGGUUCUGACUCUGUUUUCAUUGUUAGCGUUCAUGCAAGGGAUGGUAUGGAACACUUGGGGCCCAAUUCAGAACUCUGCCAUGCACGCGUUCGAUUUCGCGAAAUCUGACAUAGCGGUGUUGGUUCUAUGGGGUCCAGUGGGUUUCGCUCCUUGGUUGCUGUUUAUGUGGUUAAUGGACAAAAAGGGUCUGCGGGCGUCUCUUUUACUGUCAACCUUCUUCAUGGCAGUGGGGGCGGCUCUACGAAGUAUCCCUGUACCAGAACCGAAGCUGAGGCGAUGGUUAGUACAUGGGGGUCAGCUACUGAAUGGUUUGGCCGGUCCAACCAUAAUGAGCGCUGGACCCCUCCUCUCCACCACUUGGUUUGCUCCGGACCAACGGGCCACAGCCACCGCUGUCGCCUCAUUGGUCAGCUACCUGGGUGCGGCGUGUUCCUUCAUUGUCGGCCCGCUACUCAUUCCCGCCCCUAACGACACAACCCAUGCCCUGGUGGCUCGAGCAGUCAUGAUGGACACCCAGAUCAGCCAUAUACGAGACCGGAUACAGCUGGUUUUGUAUGCAGAGCUCGGUAUGGUGGUGUUACUGUUUGCCGCCGUGCUGCUCUACUUACCCCCUCACUUCCCCCUCACGACCGGCCCAUCCCCUCCCAGUGUUGCGGCUGCCAGUCAGAGGCUCAGCUACCGGAGCAGCAUCUGCAGACUGCUUAGUAACUUCCGGUUCCUGAUGAUAGCACUGGCCUAUGCUGUGCCCACGGGUGUGGUGGCGGGCUGGUCAGGGGUUCUGGACAUGAUCCUGACCCCUGCCAAAGUCAGCCAGGUAGAUGCUGGCUGGAUUGGGUUCUGGUCUAUUGUAGGCGGAUGUGUGUUUGGAGUGGCCAUGGCCAGGUUUGCCGACUCCAUCCGAGGCAUGCUGAAGCUCAUCCUGGUCCUGAUGAUGGCCGGCGCCUCGCUGGCCUCUACCUGGUUCACCCUCACUUGCCUGACCAGGCUCACACACUUACCCUCCACCGCCGCCACUCUCUAUGCCUCCUGCAUCCUGGUGGGCAUCUUCAUCAACAGCAGCGUGCCCAUCUUCUUUGAGCUCUUCAUCGAGACUGUGUACCCCGUGCCCGAGGGUAUCACCUGCGGCGUGGUCACCUUCCUCGGCAACCUAGUCACCGGCUGCCUCCUCUUCUUCCUCACCUUCUACAGUACAGAGUUGUCAUGGCUGAACUGGUGUCUGACAGGCUCCUGUGCCUUUAGUCUCCUGCUUGUCCUCUUCUUCAGGGAAUCCUAUGACCGCCUCUACCUAGACGUCUUCGUCUCAGUAUGACGGUUAACAAACACACUGAAAUGGGCGAGAAACAAGGACUGGAACAUUUGUAAACACGUUGCACAGAGAAGAGGAAGAAAAUGGAUCUAGGAAAACCAACCUAGCCCUACUGAAGUUGUGAAUGUGUAAUAUGACAUUGACGGCAGUCGUGGUGCAUUGGGGUUUUUCAUGUAGCUAAACAUGGGCCUCAGUCAGUCAGUAAUGUUGACUCUCUAUGAUUGAAUAGCAGUAGCAGUUAAACAGCAGGCCCCAUUGGGAGUGUGUGUUUGCGUGGUGGGGGGGCUUAUGAUCUGUUGUUUAAUAGUGACAUUUGGUCUCCCGUUUUUUUCUUGUCACCCUUUUAAGACUUAUUAUGCAAAACUGAUAAUGACAAACCCCCUUCCUCUCGGCUUGAGGUCUUAUUGAAAAAGAUAAUUCUAAUUUCCCUAUGGGAUUUAAUGGAUUGAACGCAUCACUGGUACCUGGGCUAGGUUUGGACGACAUGCUGGUGUUGGUCGGGGGCCGCGGGAUAUGACUGGAUGAUCCAAGUCUCUCUCUCUGUAUGCAGUCAGACAUAUGGACUCUGGUCUGUGUAUUUUCAGACUGCUACUUGGGUCAUAUGGUGUAACCACAUCAUCUGUUUCAAUUAGCAGAGUUAUUGAGAAAGCAGGAUGUAGCUGUUUUUCUCUCAUUGUGACCUUUCACCUCUGUUUAAUAGACUUACUACAGGAGCCAUUUUCUGAGUUGGGUAGUAUACAAAAGGUUAUUGUGAAAAUUACAAAUUUUAACAGUUGGUUAUACUAUAUGGGCUAUUUUUGGAUAUUGAUCUUAACUGUUUUAAUUAUAAUUUUUUUUUAUAUAGAGAAAAAGAUUACAGAUUAAUAUUUUACAGAUAUUUAUUUUCUGAGGGAUCACAACACUAACACAGUUGAGACAAUAACAGACUAUGCGAUGAAAUAUAUGAUAACUGCAGUUGCACAGCUGAGACUGGCUGAUUCUGUAUGGAAACAAACUAUUGAACCACUCAGAGACUUUCUCUGGGAUUCUUUUUAGCUCAACAGAACCGCUUAUUGAACCAUAAAUCACGGAAUGAAUCUUAAACCAGGAAGCUGCUCUACAUUUAAUGCACAUUGUUCACCAGCAGGAUUCACUGUGCUGCGACUGUUAUGAGGAGGCAGGGAGUGGCUCAGUAACCAGCCGCAUCCCUUGCCCUGAUGGCCACUGAUGGACUUAGAAGUGAUGCUUCGGUUCCUCCAGAGCAGAGGGGAACUAGGACAUUUUGGAGUAAGUGACGGAUCCUGCAAGAUGAUUCUCUUCAAGGGACUAUGUGUCCAACGUACAAGUGGGGUAAUGUUUCCAAAGAAAUCAUUCACGACCUCCUAACGCUCAGCUAUACCCCUGAGAAACCCCAGGAAAAAAAAGUUUAUUUCCUGAAUGAUGGUUUCCUUUUCUCCUUGUUUAAAUUUUUUAUCUCUGUGUACAGAAAGGGUUUUUCUCAUUACCAUAGUGAUACAGUAUAACACUGUUUUUAACUUUAUGCUCUUUACCUUCAAUACCUUGUGACAUGUUGCCUUAAUAACCUGUGAUCUGUACAUUCACUCCUAGGUAUUGUAUUUAUAUACAGUGUUUGUGUGUAGUAGUGAACUUUGUGUUUCUAUUACACUUCUAACCAUGUUUUCCUGGGUUGAAGGUACAGAUGUUUUUAUCCAUGUUCUGUGAAAACAAAACAAAUUUUUAAAGCACCUUAUUAAAAAUGUUUUCUCUCUUCUUUCA